UAAUAUAUUGUAAAUUAAAUGUAGGCUAUUUUUAAAGUUGUUUUUUUUUUAGUAAAACGGUCAGUAUCUUGAAAGUAUAGAGCCAACUCCUACGCCAGAAAAAAGUAGCGCCCUCGUUUUCUCAUCAAACGGUGACACCUAGUGGUCCUCCUGGGUCCUGCAUGUCCGAGCCAUUGCUCCCAUGAAGCACUCCCACACUACGUAGCCUGUCAGUUUUUCUAGAGGCAGAAGAAACACGUAGCCAUUCGGGUAUGUUUGUAAACGGAGAUUCAGUAUUAACUCUUGGAGGACAGUAAGAUGACUCUCGGAUAUACUUGGUGGUGAGUGCUGAUCUGCAAUUGUUACUUCAACUUCGCAUGGAGUGUAACUGUUUCUUUAUUCAGCACAGUCCGAACAGAGCACUGAGGGGGGUCGGAAUUUACCGGUGACAAGUCCGGGAGGGAAAAAGAAAAAGAGGAUCCGCUCGCUACAUGGAGCAACUUCUUUUUUAAAGCCUGCUUCAUUUUAGUCACUAGAAAGGAAAUCAAAACUUAAAGCCUGAAGUCGAUGAAAAGGGUCUUCAGUGAAAGGACAUCCCCAGAUUUUCCCCUCCGAGUGCUUUAACCCUGAAGAACAGCUCCAGCUAUGGCGAAAAAGUACGAUUUUCUUUUCAAACUGUUACUCAUCGGGGACAGCGGCGUGGGCAAAACGUGCCUGAUCAUUCGUUUUGCCGAGGACAAUUUCAACUCCACAUACAUUUCAACCAUUGGCAUUGACUUUAAAGUAAAAACCAUUGAAGUGGAUGGAAAGAAGGUGAAACUGCAAGUCUGGGACACAGCAGGGCAGGAGAGGUUCAAGACCAUUACGACAGCCUACUACAGAGGAGCCAUGGGCAUCAUCCUGGUGUAUGACAUCACAGACGAAAAGUCCUUCCAAAAUAUCCAGAACUGGAUGAAGAGCAUCAAAGAAAAUGCAUCAGCUGGGGUCUGUCAGAUGUUGCUCGGUAAUAAGUGCGACAUUGAGGCAAAGCGGAAAGUUUCCAAGGAGAUGGGAGAAAAGCUGGCUAAAGAUCACGGCAUCAGAUUCUUUGAGACCAGUGCAAAGUCCAGCAUUAAUGUUGAGGAGUCUUUUCUGGCUUUGGCACGAGAUAUAUUACAGAAAUCAAGCAAGAAACCAGGUCCUGCAGGUCGAGAGGUGAAAAUCACCAGCGGUACAGAAAAAAAAUCCUCCAAGUGUGCUCUGCUUUAGAUACAACACCGGCCAACACAAGCGCACGUCAGUAUUACUGUGGAGAAAUACACUGCAGCAUGUUUUCUGUCUCCAUCUGCUGGGCUCACAUGUCAAAUACAUACAGGUUCUAAAAGUAUGUUUUUACACCUAAACAAUCUGUAUUCUCUUGAAAACUGUUUGUACUUUUGUUCCCCAAGAAUUGCCAGUUUAUUUAUGGAUGACUCUUCUGAGGUAGUGGCUAUAUUUCACAUUGAACGUAUUAUCUACUGCGAUAAUGACAGGAAAGGUUGAUUGAGUCUUGGAUGAACCUGAACAGAGCCCUGCUAGAACAGGUUCCUCCCAUGUUUACUACAGCUAUACAUUUUUAUUUCCCCCCUGCAUUGCUCUGACCUCUCACCAAAUUAUGAACCCUUAAGUAGCACCGUUUAUUCAGCAGUGUUUUAAAACUCUUUUCUGGACUGCUCUGUGAAAUAAAACAAAGAACACCUCAGGUGAAUGAAACCACGUCAGUCAUUUCUCAUGUGUCCACAUGCUGUAACAGCUUGUGGGAGCUCAGCAGCACCAUAGAGUGUGGAUACCUGAACUGAGCCCGAUGUGACCCAUCAGCGCUCGAGGGUUUGGGCCGGGUUCAGACAGAAAUUUAGGGAUUAUGUUUGCGUCAGUUUGGACACGUAGGUUAAACCUUGGGCUAGACAGCUGGAGCACUCAAUGUCAGCUUCAUUUAAUAAUAAGGGGGAAAUCAUCAUAUAUACUCAACCGCGUUGGGCUCAGGUCAGGUUUGGGAAUUACAUACUAUAAACUUGUUGGGUUCAGAUGACACACUCUCAGGCACGGGCUGGGUUCAGACAGAAAUAUGCGGCUCGAUCCAUGCUCUGAUUCACCAAUAGUACAUACCUGUACAGCAUGCUCUCAGAUGUAGUCUUUGACAAAUGUUUUGUAUGUUUGUUAAGAAUAUCAAGCAGAGAUCUUGUGCAUGGGCCCUUGACUGUUGCUUACUUCAGAUGCUAUAAAAAGUUUUGGCAGACAUAUUAUAGAUUGUGAUCACAUGAAUAAAAUGGCGGUAUUGGUCUUUGUUUAGCAAAGCUUUUCAUUUUUGUCAAUUCACUAUCUCCUAUUCAGUGAUUUGUAUAAUAUUACAUCAACAGCACAGACAAGGUGAUAUCCUAUUCCUGCAGUGCCAUAUGAGAAACAGGGGUCACAUUUUGAUUGUCUGCAUUUUUCAUGGUGUACAAAUAUAAGUUGUCAUGCAAAAGUCACUGUUCACAUUAAUGAGUUAAACAAAUUCACGAGGGUUGUUUGUUCAAGCUUAAACAAACACUGGUGGUAAACGAGCUUUGUUUUAAUGAAUGGAUGGACUGAGAAUGUGGAAGAUAGGAACAGAGAUAAGUGUAAUAUGAGAAGAUAAUUAGAAAGAUGAAGGAUUGACAGAUAAUGCAGGUGAAUGGACAGGAUGUGAGUGCCUGGGAAGCAGCAGUGCUCCCAUGCCCCUCAUUUUGAAUUGAUUUAGUGGGUCUUGCCUUUUAUCUGAAGUGCCUGGUUAAUCUUUCACUAAACACUACCGCACUCCAGGCAUACCAGACACCGCAUGCUCGUCUGACCCUGAGUUUUUCCUGUUCACAUUUACUGUAUUUUGAGUAUAUAGUUUUUUCCCACGUUUCUUUCACAUUCCAUCUUUUUAUACCUGCUACAAGACUUUGUAUGUAGUUUACCAACCACCUCCUUGCUAAAUAAAAAUGCAAACCUGUAUAAACAA
Messenger RNA from Monopterus albus (swamp eel), 2962 nucleotides. It is a transcript of the gene rab13, whose product is annotated as RAB13, member RAS oncogene family. Bases 625 to 1227 code for a protein of 200 amino acids. The transcript is spliced from 8 exons. The record is from RefSeq and is a predicted model, not a curated record. Gene Ontology annotation, molecular function: GTPase activity; GTP binding. NCBI's taxonomy places the organism in Eukaryota, Metazoa, Chordata, Actinopteri, Synbranchiformes, Synbranchidae.